GACAACACUUGCCUUGAUGCUUCAGUUCAACAUGUCUCCCUCGCAGACUCCUCUCUGUCAUUAAAAGCGUCUGGAUUUUUCGAGAAGCCGCCACGUUUUUGUUAGCAUCGAGCUAGCGGGCCGUUGUCAGCCAGGACCCAGAAAAGCAGCAUCAUCAUCAAUGGUGUGUCUACAUCCCGGAGCCGUCACAUUUUCCUGUGUCCGCUCAAUGAACCAUCUCCUCAGCUCUCAUCACAGCUGCACAUGUAUGGCGUUUGCGAGGCUUGGAGGGGAGUUUUGCCAAGCCCAGCACCUGCUGCUUAUUGUGGACAAGUGAACAGGAGACACGAGCUCAGCACAGCCACUGCCACUCACACACACAGGUCCUUACUGCCAUCCUGCUCAACCCAUAUGAAGAGAAGCCAACCUUCAGUCUGCGACCUGUCCUGGGGAGAAGGGGGGCCUUCAUCGUCAGCCCUGGAGUUCCCUUUCUGCUCUUCUCCUCUUCUGCCUUUCUUUCCCUCCUCUGCUCUGAUUAGUACAAGGUUUCUCUGGAUGGGCUAACAGAUUAAAAAGAAAGGAAGGACAGAGCCUCUUUUUCUGUCUUCAGUUUUUUUCAGGACUUCUGGUGUCCCCUCUCUGGCCCUCUUCAUCCUGGCCUAAUACAUUUUUACCUCUUUUUUUCUAACAAGCCAAUUUUAGUUUUUAAUUUUCAUUGCCAAUCGAUUUUUGUUUCCCCAACAGUUUUUCAUUAUAAAUAGUGAUUUUUUUUUUCAUUUUUAUUUACAGCUUUUUUUUCCAUCACCAAAGGAAGAGCACAUUUUCAAGUUUAUUUUUUACUUUUCUAAGCAGCAAAAAAGUUUUUCUUGAUAACCCUGUUACUCCAUUCUUUGAAGCACAGUACUUUUCUGACCUUUUACUCUUUAAAAACAAACCUAUAUUGGGUCUCAAAAUGAACCGACCGGCUCCAGUCGAGAUCUCCUAUGACUGUCUGAGAUUCCUCAUCACGCACAAUCCUACUAAUGCACAACUGGGAAGGUUUAUAGAGGAUCUGAAGGCAUUUGGAGUAAACACCCUGGUACGUGUGUGUGCCGCUACUUAUGACAAGGCCCCCGUGGAACAAGAAGGCAUAAAUGUUCUGGAUUGGCCGUUCGACGAUGGGUCCGCGCCCCCAGACCAGGUGGUUGAUGAUUGGCUGAACCUGCUGCAGACAAAGUUUCGAGACGAGCCCGGCUGCUGUGUGGCUGUGCACUGCGUUGCUGGUCUGGGACGAGCGCCUGUGUUGGUGGCCCUGGCUCUGAUUGAGUGUGGAAUGGAGUAUGAAGACGCAGUGCACCUCAUAAGACAGAAGCGUCGUGGUGCAUUGAACGCCAAGCAGCUGCAGUACCUGGAGAACUACAAGCCCAAAUUGUGUCUGCGCUCCAAAGAUGCCAACGGACAGAGCUGCUGCAUACAGUAGGAAUCUCCUGAGGAUGAGCGGAGGUGGAGCUGUUCCAAGUUUUAUAUUUCUGUUUUCUUUUUUGGUUUGUAGCCUCAUCUAAACAUGUAGCAAAAGAAUAUUAAAGUACAACUGAAUUCCAAGCUUGUUUGUCUGCAAAUAUUAAAAGUAUUUAUUCCGAAGGUCCGGGCUUUUCCUAAAUGGGAAGUUCUCCCGCUUUCUGGCCCACACACCCCUGCUCCACCUCUCACACUGAAAACAUGUCAUUCUUGGAAACGUUUUCAAUUAACUGCCUUUUAAAUUUCGGCAACUUGUGGAGGCCUGUAUUACGAAGUGGGAUUAACAUACCCGAAAUUGAUUUUUAACUUCAUGAGAUUAUACAAUAUUAAUUCAAUGGAUAACAUGAACAGACGGCACAUUUUGUGUUCGAUAUUAAUUCCUCACUUUGAUGGCACCAGUAGUUGUGCAUUCCAUAGAUUCGUGUCUGUAGUUAUGCCACCUGUGGCCAUUAUUAUUAACCUCUAUUUCAGAUGCAACCCAAGUGGAGCUAAACGGAAAAUCUGUUGGAUGUUUUAAAGAUGGAAAGUCCUUUUCCAAGAGAUCUGAUUGGUCAAGCAGCGGUGCGUUUAUCCACGUUGAUCUCUUAUCCAGAACAUAACUCGCUGCGGAGCAGAUUAGCUGUUAAGUUUAAGUUACCGUGGUGAUUUUCUCUUAUUGAGGUAACUUUAAAAGAAAAAAGAAAAGAAAAAAGAAAAAGUCCUGCUUCAUAGUACAGGCCCAAGUAUCUGUUUCAAAUGAACAGCCUCCUCAUGUUUUAUGCGUUUUCCAGACACUGAAGACUUCUAGAAUCGAUAUUCUAAUUUGUGAACUUUAUCCAUUACAAUCUGACACAAUUCUCGUGGACACAAACCUUCACCGAUGACUUAAAAACAUCCCAUCAGCUGCACUAAGUUGUGGCUCACAGGCGUCUGUGGACAGCGAGUGUUACUUCCCAUGUGAAAAGCCUGUCGCUCUCUGCUCAACGUUGCAGAUUUACAUGCAGCUGAUGUUAUUGAUCCCGUUCAGCAUGUGAACAUCUGUACACGUGACAGUAUGUGGAAUCAUUCUGAUCAAAUCUGCAGCUUGACAUGCGCUAAAAGUGCUGGAAAUGUGUCAGAAUGAGCAUUACCGGGCUUGCAUUAAUGUGCACAAUGGCUGAAACUGACCAAAUCCUCAUACACACACACACACACACACACACACACACACACACACACAUUUAAGAAAUAUGCUUCAAGAAGAAUUUAAAGUAACCGAACUGUGAGCUAUGCUGUAUGAAACAAGAGUACAAUCUAUCUACCUGUUCUAUGUCCCAGAUCAGAGUCUUAAGCGUGUGCUAGAAAAA
This is a messenger RNA of Salarias fasciatus (jewelled blenny), 2801 nucleotides long. Its product is annotated as protein tyrosine phosphatase type IVA 2-like. Gene Ontology annotation, biological process: protein dephosphorylation. The record is from RefSeq and is a predicted model, not a curated record. Bases 932 to 1438 code for a protein of 168 amino acids. Lineage: Eukaryota; Metazoa; Chordata; Actinopteri; Blenniiformes; Blenniidae. The transcript has 8 exons.